GAAAUGUUGUUCCCCUCGGGGCUGUCAUAACCACCUUUUUAUCAAGACUUCUAUAGCUUUAGUUCACUGUGGAACAACCCUUUUUUGGUACUUUAUCUGGGGGGAGGGGAGGUUGCUUCUUUUUUUUUUAAUGAUCCUCAGGAGGUUCCUUGAGCCUACUUCAAAGCAUUUCGCAUUUUACCAGCAUCCUUUGUCCUGUUUACUAGACUGUUCGUUGCUGUCACUGAUUCUGUCAGGAUGUUUGGUUGAAAAGUGCUUGAAGCAGAUACCUCUUGGGAGCGCUGUACAAAUACAGCCACGUCUCAAAGAGCACGUUCCUGACUUUGCCCACAGGGAAAGCGUGAGUGUAUACAGCGUUUUUCGGGUUACACAGAAUCCAUCAGGUCUGCUGGUUUUGAUACUUGUGCUUCUAGUAAUCUAGAUGUACAUUAUCAUUUAGGCUGUAUGUUCAUGUUUUACUUCAUUCCUGGGUAUUUUUUUCCCUUCUUACAUAAUCGUGCUUUCAGCUCUUCAACGUGCUUUCUCCCCGCCUUAGGCACCUCAGAUCUGCAGCAGCCAGACUCUCGUGCUCCUGGCCCAGGGUAAAAUGAGUUAAGACCUUUCCAGAGAACUAGUGGCUUGCGUUGACCGCAGACCAUCGGGCACUGUCAGCACAUGAACGCCUGUGUCUACGACAUGGUCGUAUUUUAUCCUUUCCGCAGUCUUCAACAGUCUUGCUGCACGUGAUUGCUUCAAAAUCUGGAGAGGAAGGGGUCUUCACCAGUUGCUCCUGUUCAUAUUGUCAAUGAAGAGUCAACUGACAAGACAAAUUUGGGCUUCAUUCAUGCAUUUGUGGCUGCUAUAUCAGUCAUCAUUGUAUCAGAAUUGGGGGAUAAGACCUUCUUUAUUGCAGCUAUCAUGGCAAUGCGAUACAACCGUUUGACUGUGCUGGCUGGUGCUAUGCUUGCCUUAGGACUGAUGACAUGUUUAUCAGUUUUGUUCGGCUAUGCCACCACAGUUAUUCCUCGUGUGUACACAUACUAUGUGUCAACUGCACUGUUUGCAAUUUUUGGCAUCAGAAUGCUUCGAGAAGGCUUGAAAAUGAGCCCAGAUGAGGGCCAGGAGGAGCUGGAGGAAGUUCAAGCAGAAAUUAAAAAGAAAGAUGAGGAACUUCAGAGAACUAAACUCUUAAAUGGACCAGGCGAUGUGGAAACAGGGCCAGGCACCACUAUACCCCAGAAGAAAUGGUUACACUUUAUUUCUCCAAUCUUUGUUCAAGCUUUUACUCUGACAUUUUUAGCAGAGUGGGGUGAUCGUUCCCAAUUAACAACUAUAGUCUUGGCAGCAAGAGAGGAUCCCUAUGGUGUGGCAGUAGGGGGAACAGUAGGGCAUUGCCUGUGCACUGGUUUAGCAGUUAUUGGAGGGAGAAUGAUAGCACAAAAAAUUUCUGUUAGGACUGUGACAAUCAUAGGAGGCAUUGUCUUCUUAGCAUUUGCAUUUUCUGCACUAUUUAUAAGUCCAGACUCUGGUUUUUAAAUUUGUUUUUCAUCAUUGCGAAAGAACAAGGAUUGGAAGCGCUAAGCAGCUAUCCUUGUGUGUUCUUGUAUAUAAUGUACAGGCUUAUAGUUAAACAAGCACUGAAGAUGAGACACUGUACUUUUUGUAGUAAAUGAUUUAUGGGAUUGACACAGUUAUGGACAGCGUCUGCAGUGGAGAGCUGCUCUUUGUCUGGUUUGUGUAUUCUGCGAUGCCUACUCCCUCGGUGGGAUUUGAGCGGUUUUCUUAUUUGCUGAACCUGGCUCAGCUGAGUUUUGAGGAUCUACGUUCAUAGCUGUUGAAGCUUCCCGUUUUCUUCCUCUGUUACACAUGGCUACCUUUCCUGUUUCCUCAAGAGCUUAUUCUGAUGGCUAAGUAAACAAACAGCCUUCUCUGAAGAGACCAUAAGUGUUUUGUUCCAUGUUGCUCAACAGAAAGCGAUAAGUAGAAAACUGCUGACUCUCACCUCCAAGUUCUUCGGUACCAGGAUGUGGCCAAGGCUGGAUAAGCUAAGCAACAAGAAACCUGGGAGCAAUUCCUAUACCAUUGAAUGGCUAAGCCACCAGUGGGGAAUUUUAUAAAUUGAAUUUAGAGAGCAAACUUCUUAAUCAGGGAUUUUUAUCAGGAAAUUAAUGUGUGGUGAUUACCAAACAACUAUGUUCAAUAUGCAAUCUAUCUGGAGCUAAUAUUGUUCGACUUUUUCUCUUUUAUUUGAAAAGAGUGAAGUAUAGAGAAAGUAAAGUGGUGCAUUCCCAAGAUUUGAACAAUAACAGAAUUCUUAGAUUUAGACGUGUUCCUAUUUUUCUUUUUAGAAAUAGAAAUGUAACCUAGAGGAGUAUUAAUAAAGCAUAGUGUCUCCAUUUGAGUUACUUUCAGUAUUUUUGAUGAUUCUCAUAAUUCUUGUCAUACAGGUUAAAAUGAUUUUCUAUUUAAGGUGAGGAAAGUUUGCUAAAAUUAUUUCAGGUAUUGUUAUAAAGACCACUUAUAAAGGCUUUGUGAACUGAUAAAAUAUUGAUAGUUUAGGAUAUGUGGGUUACUGAAAUACAUGCUACUCUCUGCUUCAGUGAGGACUUGGGUUCUGAGUUAAUAGCUUGAACAACCGACUAAGAUAUCAAUAGCAGGCUUGUGAAGUAGAAGAUACAGUUGUUAAUAUUAUGUAUUUGUUUUAUUGAUGCUGAAGUAAGGGUUACAAACUUGACUGUGCAAUUUGUAGCUCAAGAACAGAGCGUUCCCUAGUCCUUAUCUGCCAAGAAAAACCCCGUAACGCCACAUUCUCUAACUGUAAGGCAGCCGCAGCUCAAUACCUUUCAGACACAGUAGUGUGAAAUAAUUUCAGGCUCCAGGUCUAAACAUUCAUGUCUUGACCUGAAGGAAAGUUGCUGCCUGGCAGUACCGCAGUAAAAUCUUGGAUGAUGCAAUGCUGUGGGUUUUUUUAAAUCCAACGUUGUAGCCAAUAACUGGCCUGUUCUUUCCCACAGCCUAGAAAUGCAGUUACUGGAGUUGCCUAAACCCUGACUUGGAGGGGAUUUGUAGGAGAGGUAAUGUUAAAACAGGGCAGGAACAGAGAUCCCAAGGCAGGGGCAGACCUUAACUUCGAAGUGCCCACUGGACAGCUGCUGCAUUGUAUUAACCAAAAGUGGUGCUGCUGGGUUACAGUAUGUUCAGAAGGAUGUGUCCUGGGGAAAGUAACUAUGGUGCUGCAGGCUGCUGUUCCUUCCCCAAAAAUUCCUUACUCAAAGAAAAGCCAAUCCAGCUGGCCAAAUUCCAAUGUAGAAAUUUGCUAAACUUUAUAUGCUCUACUCAAAGAUGUUUUAUGUUGAUCAUGUUUUACUAUAAAAAACUAUAUAAUGUAUUGUUUGCAGAGGUAAGUGUGAAGCUGCUACUAUUGUGAACUUAAAAGUUAUGCCAAAAAUUAUUUUUGAACAAUCACAGCAAUGUAUUUGAUUGAUUGUUGUCUAAUUUCAAUUAGGGAGAUAAAUAGGAAUUUAAUUUGAAUGGUGGUCUUAAAUCAGUGGUUGUGGUUAAAACUUGUUUCCUUGGAUGCCUAUGCAUCACUGAAAAUGAUUUUAUUACAAAAUUAGCUAUCUAAGCCCUGAAAUUUUAGCAAAAGUUUUAACGGGCAUUUUAGUAGUUGCUACAAAUCCCAGUGGUUUAAUUCUGUUGGAAUUUUUCAGAAUAAAAGGAUCUGGUCAUGAUGUAA
Rhea pennata is the source of this 3715-nucleotide messenger RNA. It is a transcript of the gene TMEM165, whose product is annotated as transmembrane protein 165. Bases 898 to 1515 code for a protein of 205 amino acids. The record is from RefSeq and is a predicted model, not a curated record. Gene Ontology annotation, biological process: calcium ion transmembrane transport; Golgi calcium ion transport; Golgi calcium ion homeostasis. Gene Ontology annotation, molecular function: manganese ion transmembrane transporter activity; calcium ion transmembrane transporter activity. Gene Ontology annotation, cellular component: Golgi apparatus. Lineage: Eukaryota; Metazoa; Chordata; Aves; Rheiformes; Rheidae. The transcript is spliced from 7 exons.